CUGUGUCUGUGUGUGUCUCCCAAACUUGACAGAAGCGGCUCAUUGAGCCUCCUGGCCUCAGACGGAGAGGCCGCCCCGGCGGGACCCACGCUGCUCUCUCCCCGGUCCGCCUGAGUCCCAGACCCACCAUGCCAGCCGAAGACCCCCGAGCAGAUACAGGCCGAUGGGCCAACGUCAGUUACCGUGUCCGGCAGCCCAACGAGCCAGAGCCCGCUCCCAGGAGGAAGAAACGGAACUGGUUCCGCAAAUGUUGCUGUUGCUGUUCGGGUCAGUCGGACGCCGGCGACUGGGGUCCGGCUCCUGGAGAGGUCCCUGGGGCUCGGCGAACGGAUGCCGUCAUUCGUGAGGGCAUGCUGGUGCUCAGUGGGAUUGACCUGAUGUGCAGCCCGUCCAGCAGCAACCGGCGCUCCCACCACACGAAUGAGUAUGAAUACGAGAACCUCAUCAUCCGACGCGGGCAGCCCUUUGACUUGAAGCUCCAGUUCCGGCAGCCUUACGACCCCGACGACCACCGCAUCUGCCUCGAGUUCCUCGUUGGUCCCAACCCACAGGUCGCCAAGAAGACACACAUUUUGGUGCCCCUGGGAAGCUCUGAGUUGGGCUGGUCAGCAGAGUUGAAAGACACCGGCACCAACACCAUGACUCUCCGAGUCAACACCUCGCCCGAUGCGGUGAUUGGGAAGUACCAGUUCAGCAUCAAGACACGGAGCACAGCGGGCGAGUAUCAGGCGCCGUUCGACCCUCGCUAUGAGAUCUACAUCCUCUUCAACCCAUGGUGCCCUGACGAUCCUGUUUACCUGGAAAAGACCAGUUGGCUAGACGAAUAUGUACUGAACGAAUCUGGAAGGAUCUACUAUGGGACAGAAAGUCAGAUUGGGGAACGAACGUGGAAUUACGCCCAGUUUGACCACGGGAUCUUAGAUGCCUGCCUCUUCAUGCUGGACCAGCGUGGGAUGCCUCAUGCAAGUCGCGGAGACCCCAUCAUGGUCUCCCGCGUUGUCUCUGCCAUGGUGAACUCUCUGGACGACAACGGGGUGCUGGUCGGGAACUGGAAUGGGGAUUAUUCCCGAGGCACCAACCCUUCGGCCUGGGUGGGCAGCCGAGACAUCCUUCUCAAGUAUCUCAAGACCGGCUACCCUGUCCUCUAUGGGCAGUGCUGGGUCUUUGCUGGCGUUGUGACCACAGUGCUGCGUUGCCUGGGCAUUGCCACGCGGACGGUCACCAACUACAAUUCGGCUCAUGACACGGACGUCAGCCUCACCAUGGACAUCUACUUUGACGAAAACAUGAAGCCCCUGGAGCACCUCAAUGCGGACUCCGUCUGGAAUUUCCACGUUUGGAACGACUGCUGGAUGACGCGACCUGAUCUUCCUUCGGGAUUUGAUGGCUGGCAGGUGGUGGACGCCACUCCUCAAGAGUCCAGUAGUGGGAUCUUCUGUUGUGGACCCUGCUCUGUUGAGGCCAUCAAGAAUGGGUUGGUCUACAUGAAAUACGAUGCCUCCUUCUGUUUUGCUGAGGUGAACAGCGACAAGGUCUACUGGCAGCGCCAGUCCGAUGGGAGUUUCAAGAUCGUCUACGUGGAGGAGAAAGCCAUCGGCCACUUGAUCAGCACCAAAUCGGUAGGCUCCAACCAUCGUCAGGACAUCACUGCCAUCUACAAACAUCCAGAAGGAUCCCCAGAAGAGCGCAAAGCAGUAGAAACCGCUGCCAAGCAUGGCACCAAGGCCCACAUCUACGCCGACAAAGAAUUGGGAAAGGAUAUCUCGGUGAGCGUGCAAACUGAUGAGGCCUACACUGGCCAGGACAUCUCCUUGCGGGUCAACCUGAAGAACCGGAGCUCCAUGCCUCGCAACGUCUCCCUCAACCUCUUCGUGGCCGUCAUGUACUACACAGGCGUCACGGGCAAGCGCUUCAAGGAGGAACGUCGGCAAGUCCAGGUGCCGGCGGGUGGAGACCAGGAUGUCCCCAUGGUGGUCUCUUACCCAGAGUACAAGAAACACCUGGUGGACCAAGGGGCCAUGAAGCUGAGCAUCUCGGGAAAAGUGGCCGAGACUGGACAGGUUAUCGCCAAAGAGCAUACCUUCCGCCUCCGCACACCGGACCUUACCCUCACGCUGCUGGGCCCGGCGAUCGUUGGAUGUGAAACCCAAGUCCAGAUUGUCUUCAAGAACCCAUUGGGCGUGACGCUCACCAACGCCGUCUUCCACAUGGAGGGGUCGGGGCUUUCCACCCCCAACACAAUGACCGUGGGGAAUAUUGGACCUCACCAGACGGUGACGCUGCGACAGACCUUCACCCCGCUCCGCGCCGGCCAGCGCCAACUGGUUGCCAGCCUGGACAGCCCUCAGCUCUCCCAGGUCCACGGGGUGCUGACGGUCAAUGUCACGCAGGGCCCUCCGCCCGGACCGUCGGCCUCCCCGGCAUCCACCCGAGGUUCUCCCGCCCGACGCCGGGGUUCUCCUGCCGUGUCCAGAGGCUCUCCCGCUCCGGCUAGGGCUUCCCCUGCUCCGACCCGGGGCUCUCCUGCCAGGCAGCCUGCCAAUAACCGCGGGUCACCGGCCACUCGGAGAACCGGACGGACAGCGCGACCGGUCUGAGCCCCAUCUUAGAGAUCAUGUACUGUGUAAUUUACAUGAUGCUGUCAAUAAGGGAGGGUUAGGGGGAAAGGGGCAGUAAAAGAGGGCUGUGUGGGGAAGAUACCAACUCAGCAGUAGAGACGAGGGUCCCGAAAAUGCACUCCGUCCAUUCAUUCCACAGUCGUGGUCACUCCAUCUGUUCUCUGCUGUCUUCCAUGAUCUUGGCUCUUCUCACCUAUCCUUUUUCAUAUAUUUUACCUACUAUUUUACUCUGCAUGAUGCCAGAGACAUCGACCCACAAUGGCAGCAACGGGGGCAAGAAACUUCACAGUUAUUAUCUCAAAUCUCUUAAGUGCCUGUCCAUUCGUCACUAUUCUCUGCCUUCUUCCAUGAUCUCAC
This is a messenger RNA of Anolis sagrei ordinatus, 2975 nucleotides long. It is a transcript of the gene TGM1, whose product is annotated as transglutaminase 1. Gene Ontology annotation, molecular function: protein-glutamine gamma-glutamyltransferase activity. Gene Ontology annotation, biological process: peptide cross-linking. NCBI's taxonomy places the organism in Eukaryota, Metazoa, Chordata, Lepidosauria, Squamata, Anolidae. The record is from RefSeq and is a predicted model, not a curated record.